AUGCUUAGCGGAAAUAUUGCUGAGCAAAAUCUCCAUCUUUUUAAACGAGAUAUCAAUGAACCUUGCAAGGAUAACCUAAUUGUUAGGUACAAUCCCGGGGGUAGCUUAAAGGGGGAAGGUUGUUAUUAUGCAAGUUAUAUUGACAAAACAUUCAAUGGUCUCUCCUCCCUCAAUAAUCUAUCCACUAUAACAUUUGCCGAUCCUUACACCGACCAAGGCGUAAUGGAUAAUGGGUACUGCAUUAAGCACUGUGCCGAUUAUCUGUUUAGUUUUGCUGCCAUUGGAAAUGGUUUGUUAUGCAAAUGCAGUAAUGAUGCUACUUUCCCAGCCUAUAAAAUUACUAACGAGACGCUAAGCGAUGAAACCUGCAACGAUAGUUGUACUUUUCCGGUCUCAAUCAAUAGUAAUUCUACUUACCAAUGUGGUGGAAAAAAUGCUUAUACAAUUUAUGAGGCCAAAUACGACAAGAAGCCCGACAUCAAUAUUAGGAAAAAGGUAGAAAUAAUCCAUGACCAGAAGAAGGAUAAUCGUUACAUUGGAUGUAUUCAUGACAAUUUCUAUUGUGGCAAAAGAGCAAUGAACGAUGAUGACAAAAUUAUUACUGAUGAAAAUUUGACGGUUGACAAAUGCAUAGAUUUGUGCCGCGAAAGAAAAUUUAAACUUGCGGGACUAGAAGCUGGUAAUCAAUGUUUUUGUAGCGACAGUUAUAUUGGUUUGGGUGGUAUUCGAGAUGAGCAUUGCAGUUCUAGUUGUGUUGGCAACAGUUCCCAAAUUUGUGGAGGUUCUUGGGCACUUAAAUUAUACUUUUAUAUGACUCAACUAAAAUAUCAUAAUUUCCUAAUGAAAAAACAAUUUUUAAUAAUUCAACUCAUAUUAAUAUGUUCAAUGCUUAGCGGAAAUAUUGCUGAGCAAAAUCUCCAUCUUUUUAAACGAGAUAUCAAUGAACCUUGCAAGGAUAACCUAAUUGUUAGGUACAAUCCCGGGGGUAGCUUAAAGGGGGAAGGUUGUUAUUAUGCAAGUUAUAUUGACAAAACAUUCAAUGGUCUCUCCUCCCUCAAUAAUCUAUCCACUAUAACAUUUGCCGAUCCUUACACCGACCAAGGCGUAAUGGAUAAUGGGUACUGCAUUAAGCACUGUGCCGAUUAUCUGUUUAGUUUUGCUGCCAUUGGAAAUGGUUUGUUAUGCAAAUGCAGUAAUGAUGCUACUUUCCCAGCCUAUAAAAUUACUAACGAGACGCUAAGCGAUGAAACCUGCAACGAUAGUUGUACUUUUCCGGUCUCAAUCAAUAGUAAUUCUACUUACCAAUGUGGUGGAAAAAAUGCUUAUACAAUUUAUGAGGCCAAAUACGACAAGAAGCCCGACAUCAAUAUUAGGAAAAAGGUAGAAAUAAUCCAUGACCAGAAGAAGGAUAAUCGUUACAUUGGAUGUAUUCAUGACAAUUUCUAUUGUGGCAAAAGAGCAAUGAACGAUGAUGACAAAAUUAUUACUGAUGAAAAUUUGACGGUUGACAAAUGCAUAGAUUUGUGCCGCGAAAGAAAAUUUAAACUUGCGGGACUAGAAGCUGGUAAUCAAUGUUUUUGUAGCGACAGUUAUAUUGGUUUGGGUGGUAUUCGAGAUGAGCAUUGCAGUUCUAGUUGUGUUGGCAACAGUGCAAUAUUUGGUAUAGUGGUAGGAUCACUAGUUUUUGUAGCGUUAGUUCUCAUAGGAUUCUAUUUCCUUCGCCGUCAUUGCUGCCAACCUUAG
This is a messenger RNA of Entrophospora sp. SA101, 1743 nucleotides long. The record is from the annotation of a GenBank genome assembly. NCBI's taxonomy places the organism in Eukaryota, Fungi, Glomeromycota, Glomeromycetes, Entrophosporales, Entrophosporaceae.